AUGGAUGAGAGUAUGCCUUGUGUAAAAAUUAAAUUAUGCGAGAAGACUCAUCCAAAGCUAAUAGAAGCCGUAAGACACGUUAAACGCGCCAAAAAGUGUGUUCUUAUAACGGGAGCGGGAAUUUCAUGUAGUGGUGGUAUACCUGACUUCCGCUCGUCUGAUGGGCUCUACAAUCUAAUUGCUUCUAAAUACCCGGGCACAUUCUCCAGAGGCAAAGACCUCUUCGACGCCAAUCUCCUCCAUUCAGACACCUCUCGUCGUGGCUUCUACGAGUUCAUGGGUCUCUUAAAAGAGUUUAUACUAAACGCUCAUCCGACAGCGACACACCUGUUCAUGAAGAAACUUCAUGACGUAGGGAAACUCGUCCGAGUUUAUACUCAAAAUAUCGACAAUUUAGAAGAGUGCGUAGGAUUAAAUGUCAAAUGGAUGGUCAAUUCAAAGUGUGCUCAGAAUAUUGCGAAAUUUAUAAGCAGGGUGGGGCACCUAGCUGUCCUGCCUGUGAAGCAAGAGACACCCAUCCCCGAACUUGAACAAGAGAAUUCGCUAUGCUUUAACAAACCCGUUAAUCACACAUUUGCUUACCCACUACCAAUAUUAACUUUACCAGAAGAAACUCGACGAAAGCAGGGCAAACGACGACACGCCGUAGGCCUCCUGAAGCCCAGUAUCCUCCUAUAUGGUGAUUCGCAUCCGUUAGGCAUACAAAUAGGCCAGCUUGCAGCAAAAGAUGAAGAACGCCUCGAUUGCCUGAUAAUUCUCGGCACAUCUCUCCGAAUACCUGGAGUCAAAUCAUUAAUAAGACGGUUCUCUAGAGCGGUUCACGCCCGAAAUGGAAAAGUUAUUCUCGUCAAUGCCACUGAUGUCGCAAAAAAAGAGUGGGAUGGGAUUAUCGAUUAUGAAGUCGUAGGGACAAGCGAUGAGUGGGUUGCCUUGGUUGAGAAGGAGUUGGAGAAGAAAGAAAGUACGCGUAUGAGAAAACUGAACGAGCGAAGAAAGGAACGGGAGAUGAACGGGAGAAAAAGAAAGAAGGAAAUGCUGGGUGUGAGAAGCAUAUUGAAUGCGAGGAGGAAGAAGGGAAUCAAUGGUGAUAUGAAGAAAGGACGUUACGAAGCUUUAAAGUUAAAUAGUGGAAAUAGAAAAAGAUUCCACACGAAACCAAUGCGCGUGCGAGUGCAGGAUGACGAGAGUGAACAUGCUUGUUCGAGCAGUUCUGUUUAUGAUUCGGUGGAUACUGUUGAAACCGACGAUUUAUCAGACGCCAAGACUAUAAUAUCAGAAGACGACGAGAAUAAGCUUGAAGUUAGAGUGAACGUUGAAGUCAUGAGCAGACUAACCGACACUUCUAGUCUCAGUGAGCUAUCUGAUGUGUCUGAUAGUGAGUUAUCGGAUGUCGAGUCUUGUAGUGAAAUGGGUCGAGUGAUUGUGGAGAUUGAAGAGAAUAGAAAUAUAAUGUAUCUUAGUGAAAAAAGUUGUGUGAAAAGCUGUAUGAAAAGUCGUAUAGAGAGGACAAGCAGCAAUCCGAUUGGGAGUUGUAUGCGAUCCGAUGAAGAGACUGAUACAAAAUCUAGUGAUGAGGAAGUAAACCGUUAUAAUGCUCGUGGGCGUAAAAGGAAAGCCAUCGGACUGUUGAAAGAACAGUUUAAGGUUGUUAAAAAAGUUACGAUGGUUGAGAACGAAAAGAGAGGGAUUGGAGGUCCGAGGCGGUCUGCUCGGUUGCUUUUGAGAAGAGGAAAGUAA
Messenger RNA from Paraglomus brasilianum, 1737 nucleotides. Lineage: Eukaryota; Fungi; Glomeromycota; Glomeromycetes; Paraglomerales; Paraglomeraceae. The record is from the annotation of a GenBank genome assembly.